AGAUGCGUCGUGAUUCCUGCCCACUGGACUGUAAGGUUUAUGUAGGGAAUCUUGGCGACGACGGCAACAAGACUGAGCUGGAACCGGCUUUCGCCUAUUAUGGGCCACUACGAAGUGCGUGGGUUGCUAGGAACACUCCUGCCUCUGGUUUUGUUGAAUUUGAGGAUCCCGGAGAUGCAGUUGAUGCUGUCCGCAAACUAGAUAGAAGAACAUUGUGCGGCUGCCAGUCCAAGUGGAGCUGUCCAGGGAGAAAAAAAAAGAGUCGAAAUCGUGGCCCUCCUCCUCCUUGGCGUCGUCGCCCACGAGGUGAUUAUCGCAGGAGGAGUCCUCCCGCUUACCGCAGAUCUCCACGAAGGAGAAGGUUUUCUCGUAGCCGAAGCAGGUCUCUUUCUAGAGAUAGGAGGACAGAGAGAUCCCUGUCUAGGGAGAGAAAUCACAAGCCGACCCAGUCCUUCUUUAGGUCUCAAAGCCGAUGUGGGCCAAACGAAAGGAAAUGGACCAGUUUGCAAGAGAAGCGAUGUACAAGUCUACGGGAGUAUGUACAGAAAAUUCAAGUUUUAUUUGAGAUUUCAUAA
This is a messenger RNA of Fukomys damarensis (Damara mole-rat), 575 nucleotides long. RefSeq names its product serine/arginine-rich splicing factor 3-like. Gene Ontology annotation, molecular function: RNA binding. Lineage: Eukaryota; Metazoa; Chordata; Mammalia; Rodentia; Bathyergidae. Bases 3 to 575 code for a protein of 190 amino acids. The transcript has a single exon. Gene Ontology annotation, biological process: mRNA splicing, via spliceosome. The record is from RefSeq and is a predicted model, not a curated record. Gene Ontology annotation, cellular component: nuclear speck.